GUCCUUCAAGCCAGACUUCAUAUUGAUUCGCCAGCACGCCUACAGCAUGAUUCCCGGUGAGGACUUCAGGAACCUGGUCAUCGGCCUACAUUUUGGCGGCAUCCCGAGUAUCAACUCUCUCUUCUCUAUCUACAAUUUCUGCAGCAAGCCAUGGGUGUUUUCUCAGAUGAUCAAGCUCUACCACUCCCUCGGUCCGGAAAAAUUCCCUCUGAAUGAGCAAACCUUCUACCCCAACCACACGCAAAUGAUAACCACCCCGCCGUUGCCUGUGGUGGUCAAGAUGGGACACGCUCACGCAGGAAUAGGAAAGAUCAAAGUGGAAACCCAGCAGGAUUUCCAGGACAUCACCAGCGUGGUGGCUCUGGCUGGGACUUACGCCACCGCUGAGCCCUACAUCCUUUCAAAGUACGACAUUCGCAUUCAGAAGAUUGGAAACAACUACAAGGCCUACAUGAGAACGUCCAUUUCUGGCAACUGGAAAGCGAACACUGGGUCUGCUAUGUUGGAGCAGAUCGCCAUGACAGACAGAUACCGCAUGUGGGUGGACUCCUGUGCGGAGAUGUUUGGUGGUCUUGAUAUCUGCGCCGUGAAGGCCGUCCAUGGAAAAGAUGGGAACGACUACAUCAUUGAGGUGAUGGACAGCUCCAUGCCUCUGAUUGGAGAACAUGUGGAGGAGGACAAACAACUGAUCACAGAGCUGGUGGUAAACAAGAUGGCCCAAUUGUUGCUGGGAGUUUCCACGCCGCUGCCUUCAUCAGUGAAGACAACUCAGCCCAGAAGAGGAGGACACCGCUCUAGUUCUGCCUCUCCAUCGCAGUCCACUCAGGGUUCACCUCAGAGAGCUCGCUCAGCCACCACGUCUCCCAGCCAGGCUUUCCAGCCUGGACCCAUCCCUGCCUCCUCUGGUCCCGGAAGUCAGAAGCCCUCCCCCCAGCUAAACAAAUCCCAGUCGCUGACCAACACCUUCACAGAGACGUUACGAGGGAAUCUGAACGACGACGAAGCCAAAGCUGAGACUAUCCGCAGUCUCCGGCAGUCCUUUGCCAGCCUCUUCUCUGAUUGAAAGUGUCCCACAGCGCCUGCUGCUUCUGUCACUCAUCAGGUCAUGAAAAAUGAGAACAACAGACUUCCUCUUUCCUUCAGUCUCUGAACCUCACCUCACAUUUUCUUCCGUCAGAAGUGAGGGUCUCCUACUUGAUCGUUGGUUUAUCUAUCACUAGAAAGGUCCAACUAGUGCAGAAAAAUCCCAUUGUUGUAAAACAGAGCCUGGCAAUGUGUUACUGUUUGAGUUUUUGCAAUGACAACAAAAAACUAAUAACAUACAAGCGAUUUUAAACGUAUUACCAUUUAGCAUUUUUAUCUUAUUGAUGAUAAUUCUUUAAUAACUAUUACCAGAUACUGCCUCCUCUUAUUUGCUGGCUGUUUUGUCAAUAGAGCAACUCCACCACCUAGUGGAGCCUUCUGGAACAUGCAGCCCUCUACUGCAUUAAGGGUUUGCUGUGUUUGGGUCAAUGCUCUCAUGAUCGUUGAAGCUCCAUUAGGUCAAAUUUUUCCUGGAGACCCAGAUUAAAAUAGACUGACAAUUGUUUUGUGUUUUUUCACUGCCGACACCUUCUCAUCACACGUUGUUCUCACAGCUCAAUCUGGUCCUGUGUGGGUCUACAGUUAUGUUCCAAAUAGGAAUUUAUUUCGUCCAGGUUGGAGAGUUUGGAAUCUGUUUGAUUAACUCUUUUCUACAAACAGGUGUUUUUUUUUUUUUUUGCUCCUAAUCUCAAUUUAGUAAAGGUGUCCUGAUGUUGCUGGUCGGCGGGGAAUUUCAAAUGUCACUCAACACAAUCUCAAACCGUCUAAAGCUUUAAAAAAUUAUUGUAUGUUUCAAAUUAUAAGAGACAUUGGGCAAAUUGACUCAACUUCUAGAUUUUUUGCAGUCAAACUUUAUUAACUGCAUUUAAGGGAAUGCUAGAACUUAUCCAUAAGAUGCUACAUGCUAGCCGUGUUAGAAGUGUUAGCCUUGUUAGCGUAUUCAAAAUAACUGUGACAUCCAACCUUGUUUGCAAAACAUAAAAAACAGACUAAUACUGCUAAAACAAACUUUAGUUUGACAAUGCUAACACGGCUAUAAGGUAGCGUAAGAGCAUUUGGAAUAGCUGUAACCCCCAAGCAUGACGGCAACACAUACAAAAAAGCAGACUAAUAGAACUAAAUCUAGAUUCACUGUUGCUACGCUAACUCUUAACCUUAUAGGUAACAUCCAUCCAUCCAUCCAUCCAUUCUCUUGUCCGCUUCUUCCCUUUCGGGGUCGCGGGGGCCUAUCCCGGCUACUGAUGGGCGAAGGCGGGGUACACCCUGGACAGGUCUCCAGUCUG
This is a messenger RNA of Oryzias melastigma (Indian medaka), 2366 nucleotides long. RefSeq names its product synapsin-3. The record is from RefSeq and is a predicted model, not a curated record. Lineage: Eukaryota; Metazoa; Chordata; Actinopteri; Beloniformes; Adrianichthyidae. Gene Ontology annotation, molecular function: ATP binding. Gene Ontology annotation, cellular component: synaptic vesicle membrane; synaptic vesicle. Gene Ontology annotation, biological process: neurotransmitter secretion.